AGUUUUCUUGGGGGUCGGCUACAUUAGCGUACAUGUAUCGCCAGUUAGGAUUCUCGAGCCGGGCUGAUGCGGCAGGUAUCACUGGAUGUAUGACGUUGUUACAGACGUGGAUAUACGAGUAUUUCCCGGCGUUUCGACCACACCGCGACCCGGUUCCUAUUGGGGAUGGCCAGCCACGUGCCUGUGCGUGGAGUCCGCGUGUCGAGAAGAAGUCCAUUGACCGCCUGCGAUCGAUACGGUUAUUGCUUGACAGGAUGUCCCCAUUAGAGGUGAACUGGAUGCCUUUCGGCCAGAACCCUAGUAAUAGGGUACCCAGGACCCUCUACACGGGACUGAUUCAGUAUCGUGAGAUCGUAGAGGCGUACAUGCCGCAGCGCUGUCUUCGCCAGCUUGGAUAUGUCCAAGUUGUUCCUCCUCCACCAGCAUGGCCCAGUAAGGCCGUCCGAUCUGCGUCGUCGAAGGAGUACGUCGUCCAAUGGCCGGCAAGCAUGAUUGGCACGUGGGAGCAGUUUCCAAUGGUUGCCCGCAUAUGGAUUGAGCAGCUGCAGCGGCCGCCAACUGGGGUGGCUGCCAUGUGUGACCAGCACUACAUGGAGUGGUACAACCGGCACUCGCACCCGAGGUUGAUCAGAGACGUCCACCACGACGACGACGCCGAUGAUGAUGAUGUGCCACCGCCCACUGCCGUGGAUGCGUGGAUGGGAAAGAUGACGCAGUUGGGACACAGACUUUUUGAGGAGAGGGACAACAUGACGACUGCAACAGGCAGAGCUGUUAUUGAUGAACUGGAACGGGCCCUUGAGCAGUGGCAGUGGGCGUCACAGAGAGAUUAUUGAUAUGUCGGCAGUGC
Molecule: messenger RNA, 850 nt
Organism: Chenopodium quinoa (quinoa)
Lineage: Eukaryota; Viridiplantae; Streptophyta; Magnoliopsida; Caryophyllales; Amaranthaceae
Product: protein MAINTENANCE OF MERISTEMS-like
Exons: 3
Coding region: 33-836 (267 amino acids)
Source: RefSeq, a predicted model, not a curated record